Molecule: messenger RNA, 1092 nt
Organism: Lotus japonicus
Lineage: Eukaryota; Viridiplantae; Streptophyta; Magnoliopsida; Fabales; Fabaceae
Product: F-box/FBD/LRR-repeat protein At4g26340-like
Exons: 2
Coding region: 1-1092 (363 amino acids)
Molecular function (GO): protein binding
Source: RefSeq, a predicted model, not a curated record
AUGACUGAUAGGAUUAGCAAGUUGCCAGAUGAAGUUCUCUGCCAUAUUCUCUCAUAUCUUCCUACCGAAGAAGCUGUUGCCACAAGUGUUCUCUCCAAGAGGUGGAGACCACUUUGGCUUUCAGUCUCUAGCCUAGACUUUGACGACGAUCGAUAUCUUGAAGGAAAGGAAUUGAGAUCGUUUUCUUCCUUUGUCAAUUUCGUGUAUGCUGUCAUUCUCUCACGAGAUUAUCAUCAACCAAUCAAAAACUUUAGCCUCACAUGUAAGUCUGACGAGUGCCCAUAUUCUGAUGUCAAGGUAUGGUUAAACGCUGCAAUUCAACACCAGGUUGAGAACCUCGAAAUUGAGUUUUUCAAUUCAGAAGUGCCUUGCACUAUUCUCGGCUGCACAACGCUUGUUGUUCUCAAGCUUCGUGAGGCAUAUUUUGAUGUUUUUUCUUCAGUUGGUCUCCCCUCACUCAAAACACUACACUUGAAUGAUGUCGAGUUUUUGAACCCUCAAUCUUUGAUGGACCUUCUUUAUGGAUGUCCAGUUCUUGAGGAUUUGGAAAUACAUAACAUAGCUUUUGAUGACUCUUUAUUUGAGGGGAAGGUUACAAGUUUUUCCAAGUUGGUCAGAGCGAAGGUUUCAUAUUUAAGGGCGUUUCAUAUUCCUGUGAAAGCUUUUUCCAAUGUAGAGUUUCUGACCUUAGAUAAGUGCUGUGAUGGGAACAUUCCUGUAUUUUCUAAUUUAAUUUAUCUGGAGGUACACUCUAUUACAUGGAGUUUGGCGCUUGCUAUGCUCAAUCAUUGCCCUAAGCUUCAAACUGUUGACUUUAAUCUAAUUUCAAAUGAUGAUCACAAGGUUUGGCAAGACCCAUGUUUUGUUCCUGAAUACUUUGGUUCACAUCUUAGGAAGUGUUUUCUAAGAGGUUUUUCAGCAGACGAAUGUCAGAUGAGAUUUGCAAGAUAUGUUAUGCAAAACUCCACCUUGUUACGUACCAUGAUCAUUCGCACUCAAUAUGACCCAAAUCAUCAGAAAAAACUUGCCAUGAUAACAGAAUUAGCCUCAUACUCAUUGAGCUCUGCAGUUUGUGAACUUUUAUUUAAGUGA